AUGGUAAAGAUAGGCACUGUGCGCCUGUUUAUUCUUGUAAUACAAAACAUUAUUGUGUCAACACAAUAUACGUGCUUAGACGUUUCAAUGCUUCGCAAUGUUGCUUUGUAUCAACAGUUAAAUGGGUUGAUAAUUCAAAAGAUUAGGACAUCGUCUUUAAUGAACUGUGGCAAGGAAUGCUUAUAUCAAACUAACUGUUUAUCGUUGAAUUUUAAUAUAAAGACUGGCUGGUGUGAUCUCAAUAGAAACGUUAGUGGAGUUUCAUUUCCACUUGUGUCCAACGCUGAUGUUCUUUACACCGAAAAAUCGGAAUUUCAGAUGAUUUUGUUAGAUGCUUGUAAAUCUCAUUCAUGUCCAAAUAAUUACAAGUGCCUUCUUGAUUCUGGAACAGCACUGUGUGUUAUAUUUGACUGUGGCAUUCCCCCAUCUGUUGUAUUUGGAAAUGAUAAAAGAUAUGAAGAGACUGUUUUAGGAUCCACUGCAAAGUACUCUUGUUCGGGCCCUGGGGUAGUUCGAGAAGACGUGACGUUGAUUUGUGAACAGAAUGGACAUUGGAUAGGUGGACAGUGUAGAAAAAUAUCCUCCUGUUUACAAAUUAAACAAUGUGAGAAAAAUUAUACUGAUGGAGAAUUUUGGCUUUAUCCAUUACAAUAUAAUAAUACAGAGAGGGUUAAAAUCUACUGUGACGGUCUCAAUACCACAGCUCCAACAGAAUACGUCACUUUAAUUCAUGAAAAUAGAAUCACUAGUCCAAGUUAUAAACUUACAAGGGAAUGUUCUUAUAAUAAGAACACUCACGAAUCAUUUGGAGAAGCUAUAUUUCGAAAAAUUAGAGUUAAUUCAAAUUUGGAAAUAGAUGGUAAUGAUGUCAAAUUUAUGGAACUUCUUUUGGGAAACAAUCAAAAGUAUGGAACAACAUUUGACUGUAUGGGGAAAGACUGUCCAGAUAUUCCUCAUGGUACUCUAAAUAUUGACACAAGAGAUACCGGACUAAUGGUAAAACCUGAUACAAAUUGGAUCACAUAUGGAUAUAUGCCUGGUACCUUCUAUAUCAACAGGAUAAGCAAUAAUGUCAUAGAUAUUAAAUGUGGGGGAAAUUGUGGUGGUUGUACACCUAAAUCAAGUUUGGUCCUCGAGCUUGAUAAAACUACUAUCUUAGAUAUUAGUCUUGCAACAGAAGUCUCCUGUUGA
This is a messenger RNA of Lottia gigantea (owl limpet), 1191 nucleotides long. RefSeq lists its product as hypothetical. Gene Ontology annotation, molecular function: zinc ion binding; metalloendopeptidase activity. Lineage: Eukaryota; Metazoa; Mollusca; Gastropoda; Lottiidae. The transcript has a single exon. The record is from RefSeq and is a predicted model, not a curated record. The coding region runs from base 1 to 1191 and encodes 396 amino acids.